AUGAUUGCAGCUGUGGCAGCCGCCGUGACUGUCCCAGCUGUUCUAUUAACUCGACCGAAAACCGACCCUUCAAGUACUACCGUGACUACUAGUACGACUAGUACACUGACAACGACUCCAGACAUUGUUGCAGAAACAACAACAACAACAACAACAACAACAACAACAACAACAACAACAACAGCGACAACAACAACAACAGCAACAACAACAACAACAACAACAACAACAGCAACAACAACAUUAACAACAGCAACAACAACAACAGUAACAACAACAACAGCAACAACAACAACAACAACAACAACAACAACAACAACAACAACAACAACAACAGCACCAACAACAACAGCAACAGCAACAGUAGAUAUCGUUUCGACAUCCACAACAACAGAAGCGGAGCUCGUUCCAACGAUCACAGAAACAAUAACUGACAUCAAUUCGACAGUCACAGAAACAAUAUCUGACAUCAAUUCGACAGUCACAGAAACAAUAACUGACAUUAAUUCGACAGUCACUUCUAAUACAACAGAGAUGACAGAAUGGCGUGACACUGGCAGCAUGAAUAUCGCGCGAUUUGACCAUACAGCAUCCGUAUUAACAAAUGGAAAAGUAUUAGUUACUGGUGGACGAUAUAAUCUUAAUGUUUUUCUGAAUGAUGCUGAAUUGUAUGAUCCAUCAACGGAAACUUGGGCAAUAACUGGUAGUAUGAAUUAUAUACGACGAGGUCACACAGCAUCCUUAUUAUCAGAUGGAAAAGUAUUAGUUACAGGCGGAUUUAAUGGUACUCAAUCUCUAAAUACUGCUGAGUUGUAUGAUUCAUCAACAGAAACUUGGACAACGACUGAUAGUAUGAAUUAUGCACGACUUGGACACACAGCAUCUAUAUUGGCAAAUGGAAAAGUGUUAGUUGCUGGUGGACGCUCUGGUAGCAAUGCAAAUAUUACUGAAUUGUAUGAUCCAUCAACAGGAACUUGGACAAUUACUGGUAGUAUGAUUUAUGCACGGCGAGACCACAGAGCAUCCGUGUUAAGAAAUGGAAACGUGUUAGUUACUGGUGGAUUGAGUAAUAUUGGUUUUACAAAUAGUGCUGAGUUGUAUGAUCCAUCAACAGGAAUUUGGGUGAUGAUAGAUGAUAUGAAUGAUGUACGAUAUUACCACGCAUCAUCCGUAUUAACAGAUGGAAAAGUGUUAGUUACUGGUGGACUGAUUAAUGGUGUUGUCAUAAAUAGUGCUGAAUUGUAUGAUCCAUCAACAGGAAAUUGGACAGCGACUAGUAGUAUGAAUAAUGGACGGCAAUUACACACCGCAUCAGUAUUAACGAAUGGAAAAGUAUUAGUUAUCGGGGAUUCAAGUAGUGCUGAAAUAUAUGAUUCAUCAACAGAAAAUUGGACAAUGACCGAUAGUAUGAAUUAUGUACGAUCUAGCCAUACAGCAUCCGUUUUAAAAAAUGGAAACGUAUUAGUUGCUGGUGGAUCGGAGCUCAAUAUUGCUCUAAAUAGUUCAGAAUUAUAUCAAUCAUCUUAA
Messenger RNA from Rotaria sordida, 1527 nucleotides. The record is from the annotation of a GenBank genome assembly. Lineage: Eukaryota; Metazoa; Rotifera; Eurotatoria; Philodinida; Philodinidae.